Molecule: messenger RNA, 1758 nt
Organism: Plectropomus leopardus (leopard coralgrouper)
Lineage: Eukaryota; Metazoa; Chordata; Actinopteri; Perciformes; Serranidae
Source: RefSeq, a predicted model, not a curated record
GAGGCUUUAUGUGGACAAAGCGCCAGCUGUGUUCUACCUCUGCAGGUUGUAAUAGAGAAUCCGUUACAGUUGCACCGGAUAGAAGUGGAAAUAAAAGAUGUAAAUGACAACGCUCCUAGUUUUCUCAAACGCGAUCAUAUAAUAGAAAUUGCAGAAUCCACCGUUGUAGGUGUGCGUUUUCCCUUAGAGAGUGCAGAGGAUCCCGAUGUUGGAAGUAACGGAUUAAAGACGUACACACUAAGCAAAGACGACUGCUUCACUUUAAAAGUUAAAGAAAUUGAAAACGGACGAAAAAUACCAGAAUUGGUUUUAAAUAAAUCAUUAGAUCGCGAGAAAAAGGCCAUUCACAAUUUAUUUCUUAUUGCCAUGGACGGAGGUAACCCAGUCCAAUCUGGAACUUCAAAAAUAACAGUAAAUGUGCUUGAUAAUAAUGACAAUGUGCCAAUUUUCGAAAAUACUUCUUAUAAAAUUGCUGUUCAAGAAAACAGUUCAAAUGGCUCAUUUGUAAUAGCUACAAAAGCAACAGACAUUGAUGAGGGUCCAAAUGGAGAGAUUGAGUACUCGCUUGGUGUACACACACCCCCGUCAGUGCUGUCAUUAUUUCGUAUAGAUGCUGUAACAGGAGAGAUAUUUUUGAAAAACCAAUUGGACCACGAAACUCAAGCCUCAUAUCGAAUAGACAUUAGUGCAAAAGACAAAGGAUUGCCUAAAAUGGAGGGUCACUGCAGUGUGCAGGUGGAUGUCUUAGACGUAAAUGAUAACGCUCCAGAAAUUGUGCUCACUUCAAAGCCCACUUCUGUGGCCGAGGACUCUCGCAGUGGCACAGUAGUGGCUUUACUCAGCGUCCGUGACCUUGAUUCCGGUGAUAACGGUAAAGUGACGUUACAACUUCCCAAAAACUCUCCCUUUACUCUGAAACCCUCGUUUUCUAAUAAUUAUGCACUGGUUACUAGUGGUUCUCUGGACAGAGAGAGUUUCUCAGAGUAUAAUAUUGCGAUAACAGCCACUGAUUCAGGCUCUCCUCCUCUGUCCAGUGAGAAAAUUAUACCUGUCAGCAUCACUGAUGUGAACGAUAACCCUCCUAUAUUCACUCAGCCCUCCUAUAAUGUGUAUUUAAAAGAGAAUGGGGUCCCAGGCUCCAUACUAUACUCAGUCUCAGCGUCUGACCUGGAUUUUGGUGAAAACGCUAAAAUCUCUUACUCUAUACUGGACUCUAAAGUGCAGGACGUUUCUGUCUCCUCUUAUGUUUACAUUAACUCCGAUAACGGCAGCAUCUACAGCAUGCACUCAUUUGACUAUGAGAAACUGAAGGUGUUUCAGAUUCAGGUUCAGGCAAAGGAUCAGGGCUCCCCGUCUCUCAGCAGCAACGCCACUGUCCAUGUUUUUAUCCUGGACCAGAACGACAAUGCCCCCGCUGUUAUUUACCCCUCCUCCGCCAUGGGCUCCCUCUCUCAUCAGAGGAUGCCCCGCUCCGCUAAAGCGGGUCACCUGGUUACCAAGGUGACGGCCGUGGACGCUGACUCGGGCCAUAACGCCUGGAUCUCGUACAAAGUGGCGGAGGCCACAGACGCCUCUCUGUUCACUGUCAAUCUGUACACAGGGGAGGUGAGGACUAAACGCGCUGUGUCCGAGCAGGACGACUCCUCUCAGAGGCUGUUCAUAGAGAUCAGGGACGACGGGGAACCGGUCCAGUCCUCCACCGCCACGGUGUCCAUCUUGCUGGAGGACGGCCUCCACGAGCCCAUCUUAGACCUCCGA